This is a messenger RNA of Paramecium pentaurelia, 1623 nucleotides long. The record is from the annotation of a GenBank genome assembly. Lineage: Eukaryota; Ciliophora; Oligohymenophorea; Peniculida; Parameciidae.
AUGAAUUGGGAUUUUCUAAACAGAAAACUUAAGGAAUUCUUUGAAUAACGACGACAACAAUCAAUAGAUAAAUUAUUCACUCUAAAUACUGUUACUGAUAAUAACUUCCUUAAAAAGUAAUUCUUAGAGUUAGAGACUUAAGUUACAGAGGAUCCAAAAUAAAUUGUCUCUUAACCUAUUGUUUCAAUUACAUCACCAACACCUUAAAAAUCAAAAUUAACUCCCAAAUCCUUUAAUCAGAUCUCUCAUCUCUUUUCACCUCAUGGACCUGCAAGAUCAAGAAAUUCAAUGCAAAUGAGAUAAAUCGUAACAAGCAACCUAAAGAAUGAAAAUAAUAGCUACAAUAAUGUAAAAAGCAAGGAUAUUAAGAAAGUUUAAGAAUUAGUUGGAUCAAAUAAUAAAACAACAUAUAAAAGUAGUGGAAGGAAACUUUAAAAAUAACAAACAUCUGUUUCUUAAAAGAUUCUAAAAGAUUUAGAUGAUUAAUUUGAUCCAUCACCUUCUAAUCUAAAAAAACCAUCAGAAACACUUAAAUGUUUCAUUACAUAAACUAAAAAUAUCAAUACAUUAUCUAUGAAAACUUAAUUACAACUAAAAUCUUAAAGAUCUAUUAGAUAAUUAAAAUAACCUAGUCCUGCAUUAGAUAAUUUCACAAAAAUGGGAUUUGGGAAAAGCACAGAUCCAAGAGUAGGAUUAGAUAGAUUUUUAAGCAAUAAAUGGUUAUAAUUUAUAAUUGAAUAAAAAUCAAUGAGAAAAGAUGAUUAAUUUGAUAAUUAUGUUAAAUAAUAUAAUGAAUCUCCUUAGAAAGAAUAAAAUAUAUAAAAAUUGAAAGAAAAAUAAUAAAUAAGAUAAGAAUUCAAUAGUGAAAUACCAUAAACAAUUAUAUUUAAACCACAUAGAUACACAAAAAAAAUAUCAAAAAUAAAUAAGAGUUAGAUUUCAGAAUUAAUAUCAUCCUAUUCUUAAACAGUAUUUGAUAUUGAUAAAAAAAGAGAUGAUGAAGAACUUAUUGAAUUCUAUCCUAUUUAUUAUGAAAAGAAAGUAAAAAAAAGAAGAAUUAUUCGAAAGAUGAAAAUUUUAGCAAAAAGAGCUAUAAAAUAAAGAACAUUUGUUUUAGAUGUAUUUAUUUUUAUUUAAAUAUAAUAGUUACUUUAAAAUUUCUGUCAAUUAGUACCAUAUUAAAUGCCUGGUUCUAUUGCAUUUUUGAGAUUUGUAUAGUAUAACAAUAUUUAAGCAGUUAAGCAAAUGUUAGAUUAAGAUAAAUCUUAUAUAGGUUCUUUUAAUGAAUAAGGGCAAUUUGCCAUCCAUAUAGGAGUAAUGAUUUAAUCAAUUGAAAUGGUCAAAUUACUAUUAUAUUAUGGAGCUAAUGUAAAUUCAGAAGAUUUCUUUCUUUAAAAACCACUUUAUUUCGCUUUGGUUACUGAUAAUUUGCAAAUAAUUAGAUUAUUACUUGCUUGUAGAGCUUCGCCAUGGGAUAUUAAUUUAAGAGAUUAUUUUAUUUGUUGUAGAAGUGAAGAUGCAAAAAAUCUUAUAAAAUUAGCUUAAUAUCUUAAAAUAUAUAAUUAAGACCCAGAAUGUUUUUUAAAUAUCGAAAAUAUCAAAUAAUAAUUGAAUUAAUAUUGA